This is a messenger RNA of Pocillopora verrucosa, 1215 nucleotides long. RefSeq lists its product as uncharacterized. The record is from RefSeq and is a predicted model, not a curated record. Lineage: Eukaryota; Metazoa; Cnidaria; Anthozoa; Scleractinia; Pocilloporidae.
AUGAUGGCGUCCUCGUCAGUGAUUCCAGCUUGGUUGAUUAAAGCAAAGUCAACCGUCACAAAAACAGGGAAACAAGAAAUGAAAGACACAAGUAAUUCAUUAAGUGCUUCCGCUUGCAACGGAGAAAGUGAAAGAGCAAAGGAACAAGAAAUGAAAGACAAAAGCACUCCUUCGAUUGCUUCCGAUUGCUACGAAAAAAGCGAAGGAGCCAAGGAACAAGAAAUGAAAGACACUAGUGCUCCUCUAGAUGCAUUCGAUGGCGAGAAAAAAAGCGAAGGAGCAUUAGCUCCUGAUUUAUCAGUAGAACAGAGACGGAAAAACAGACGCGUGGCACGAAGGCGUCAACAGAAACGAAGGAAACAAAGAAUUAAGGAAGAAAAGAACGAAAAUAAGGUGCGUAGGUUUGAAAAACUUGUCACGGAGCGGGCUUUAAAAAUGGAAGCCGAUCUUCUGGAAACUAUGGAAGCAGAGAGGAAAAACGCAGCGAAAUAUCUGUCACUUGCGCGGAAAUACUACGGCAUGUGGAAGGCAACUAACGAAGAACUUCAACUGUUUCGUCAACAUGAGAAAGCAUCGAUCGCUGAAGGGGAUUACUCUACAUCCAAAAAGGUUUCUAUAUUAAAGGAUGAGAACUUAAAAUUUCCUUCACCUGCGACAUCACUGACAUUGGAUGAAAGAUUUUCUGAAUACUCAAACUCUGGUACAUUUAAACUCACUGGGGAAACCUUGAAUAUUAGCAGUGGAGUGUUACCUACACAGCAAUAAUUUAUUACUUGUGUUUUUUUGGUUGAGUUAAAUUUAUUUUCAGUUUUGUUCUUCAUUUCAUUCAUUUUUCUUAAGAAGACUUCAUUGGUAAAGAUAUGAACAGCUUGUUUCAAAAGAUGCAGGUUCCUUUUAUUUAUUAUUUGUGUCUUCUGGAUAAGGGAAAUUGACCUUUAGUUUUGUUCUUCAAUAUAUUAAUUUUUCUAAAAUUAUGAACAGUAAGUUUCAAAAGGAUGCAGCUUCCAUUACAUUCAGAAUUUUAAAAGACAGACAUUUUAUAAAGAUAUGAUUAUUUAAAUGUACAGAUCAAGAGAGUGAACACAUUUUGGGAAACACAAGCUGCAGAAGAGCCACAUCUCAUAAAAAUUUCUUGAGGAUGAUUUGGGAGGCAAGAAAUGUGGUUAAUAACAGGCACUUAAUCUAUCCUGAAUUAUUAAAGACUGAAUUAUUAAA